GUUAAUAUUAGCGGGAAAUUCAGCGGGAAUUCAGGGGAUAACAAUGUCUCCGCUAGUUAUAAUACCGACAUAAAUUUGCGUUACCUGAACAACGCGGCCAAUCUCGGAACACUAUAUCAAGGAUGUGUGAUUAGUGCUGGGGACCGAGGUAUUUUCAGCUUCCCCGAGACCUUUCCGGCAAAGAGCUAACCUACUGCCAUGACCAGAAGAAGCAUCUAGGCCUUAUAGAAUAAUUCCCUAUAGCAGGAACACCAAAUUCACUGGCCGUAAAAGUAUCAUCGACUCGGUAAAGAGCCUCUCCAAGCGUAAUGGCCACAAUCGGAUUGCACUUCUUGGAUUGGGCGGCUCUGGGUAUGCUUCCAUUAAUUCGGUAUCUGAAGAGCCCUCUAACUUUGCUCAGAAAAACCCAGAUCGCGAUCGAAUAUGUUCAUCAGUGUGCGAGUGAGAGGGAUUGUAAUAUUUUCUGGGUGCAGGGAAGCGGAGUGUUAAAAUUUAAGGAGGGCUUCAAGGCUAU
Molecule: messenger RNA, 514 nt
Organism: Tuber aestivum (summer truffle)
Lineage: Eukaryota; Fungi; Ascomycota; Pezizomycetes; Pezizales; Tuberaceae
Source: the annotation of a GenBank genome assembly